Messenger RNA from Nerophis lumbriciformis (worm pipefish), 1794 nucleotides. The record is from RefSeq and is a predicted model, not a curated record. NCBI's taxonomy places the organism in Eukaryota, Metazoa, Chordata, Actinopteri, Syngnathiformes, Syngnathidae.
AUGUAUGGCACUGUGUCUCAAACUGACCAAGAGGAGGACUAUCGUUUCCUUCACAGCACAUUGAUGGAAAAGAAGCUCCACCUGCUGUUUAAGAUCCACGAGCAGCUAAGACGUUUCGUGAAGCGAGGCCCUAUACCUGUCCAAGAUAGUGCAACCUGUCUCGCCUCAAAUUUAUUUGAAGAUCUGAUCCACCAUAAAUGGAGAGAAGAAGUCAAAGAAUUAUUCACUCUGUUUUCCAAGCCUCAUUUCAAGUUUCUUUUGCACGUGCACGAUGCAGUCGCUCAGAGAGAUUACGAGCCUUUUCUACCAGAAGUACCUGAUGGCAUAAUAGAUGAUGAAGAGGAUUCAGUAAAGAUUGUCAGUCUGGUCAAAACCAAGGAACCACUGGGUGCUACGAUUAAGCGGGAUCAAACCACAGGGGCAAUUGUUGUGGCAAGGGUCAUGCGAGGAGGUGCUGCCCAUAAGAGUGGCCUGAUUCAUGAAGGAGAUGAACUAAAAGAAGUAAAUGGCAUCUCACUGGAGCGCAAGAAGCCAAAAGAAAUUCUUCCUCUCCUGGCACGCGCUAAGGGUGACGUUACAUUCACAAUUAUUCCUGCUUCAAUAAAGCAAGAGGUGACAGCCAAUAAGAAGAUGUUUGUAAGAGCUCUCUUUGACUACAAGCCAAGUGUGGACCCUGCUGUCCCAUGCAAGGAUGCAGCAAUUACUUUUAAGAGAGGCGACAUCCUCCAAAUUGUUUCCAUGGAGGAUGACACCUGGUGGCAAGCCUGCCAUGUUACUGGUAGUAGCACGCAAGCAGGGCUCAUCCCCUCACAGCAGCUCCAGGAGAGGAGAAUUGCACUACAGCGACCUCAGACCUUGUUCAAGCACCAAAACAUCAAGACAGUGGAUGACGUCAGCGGGAGAAUGGUUUUUUCAGUUGAGGACGAUGUUGACUAUGGAGCUGUAACUGGAAUCCACAUUGCUGGUCUAAGGAGGAGUUUCCGAUUGGGAAAGAAGAGCAAUUGGGCCAAAGAAGCACCUCGGUCCAGAAGGUGGAGCUCAGGAGUUCAUGACUCUAUUAGUCCGCCUACCUACUUAGAGGUCAUCCCUUACCAUAAAAAUGCUAAAGAAAAUCUCAGUCUUGUCGUCUUUGUUGGGCCCAGCGGUGUUGGUGUCAACGAACUGAAGAAGAGACUCCUGAUCUCAGAUCCUGACCUCUAUGGUAUAACUGUACCAUACACCACACGUGAGAAGAGAAGCCAAGAGACUGACGGGAUAGAUUAUCAUUUUGUAUCUGUUCAGAAAUUUGAAGAGGACAUUCUCAACCGCAGGUUUAUAGACUAUGGGACGUACAGAGGUCACUACUAUGGAACAAGUCUGGACUCGGUUCACCAUGUGUUAUCUGAAGGCAAAGUGUGCCUACUGGAUGUACAUCCUUGUAAACUCAAGCGUGUCUACACACUUGAAUUCAAACCAUUUGUGGUUUUUGUGAAACCCCCACGUAUUGAGGAAUUACGCCUCACCAGGAGAAGAGCAAAAUUCAUCUGUGAUGAAGAGGACACGAACCAAGUCAGGAUGUUCUCAGAGGAAGAUUUUGAAGAUAUGAUAUACUCAGCCGAAACUAUGGAAGAACAGCAUGGUCACAUGUUUGACGAGGUUAUCGUUAAUGGAGACAUCGCCAUGGCCUUCAGGGAACUUAAGGCAAACCUCCAGCAGCUUGAGGAGGCACAGGUCCGCUGGAUUCCAGCAGAGUGGCUUUGCUCCUCACCUACAAAGGCAAGGAGGAGUUGUGGUCUUUUAGCCGGCUGGAUUUGA